AUGACCUCCCAAGCCCUCGUAAUCGGCAUAUCCGGCCCCUCCUCCAGCGGCAAAACGACUCUCGCCCGCUUACUCCAGCGCAUCUUCUCCCCGACACUCUCCAAGACAUUUAUCGUCCAUGAGGAUGAUUUCUAUGUUCCUGAUAAUCAGAUACCGUACACAACAACCCCCUCCGGCAAAACGCUGCAAGACUGGGACUGUGUCGAGGCACUCGACAUCAAUCACCUCAGUAAAGCACUUGUACAUAUCCACAGCACGGGGUCGCUCCCGGAGAAUCUGAAGAGUAUCCAGGAUCUCAAUGAGGAGGCUGAUUCGGGAGUUAGUCUUGAGACCGUUCAACGGUUGAGGGGGUAUGUUGAGGGACGGUUAUCUACUUCCUCUACGGGUAAGAGUGAGGGUGGUGGGAGGAAGCGGACGUUGGCAUUUCUAGAAGGAAUCCUUCUGUACGCGCCUGAACCCGAUAAAGGACAUCUUCUUCGUCCUGUACAUGAUAAUAUCGAUGUGCGAUUAUUCCUCCCCGCCGCGUAUGAAGAUGUCAAGACAAGAAGAGAGGCGAGAUCGGGGUAUGUGACGUCUGGACCUGCGCAGGAACCGCCGCUGCCGCAGAGGAAUUCGGCGUCGGAUGGGAGUGGGGAAGGAGGGGAGGGUCAGCAGACUUUUUGGGAGGAUCCGCCAGGGUAUGUGGAUGAUAUCGUCUGGCCGCAUUAUGUGCGGGAUCAUGCGUGGCUGUUGGUGCCGGAGGGUGAGCAGGAUGUGGAUACCGUGGAAUUGGUUAAAAAGGCAGGGAGUGGGACGAAUGUGAGGACGGAUGUUGGGAUUGCUGUUGCUCCGGGACAGGGGAGUAGACCUAUGACUGAUAUUUUGACUUGGGCUGUGGAGGAAGUGUUGAGGUGCUGGGAACAUGUACAAUAG
This is a messenger RNA of Aspergillus chevalieri, 912 nucleotides long. It is a transcript of the gene NRK1, whose product is annotated as ribosylnicotinamide kinase. The record is from RefSeq and is a predicted model, not a curated record. The transcript has 2 exons. Lineage: Eukaryota; Fungi; Ascomycota; Eurotiomycetes; Eurotiales; Aspergillaceae. Gene Ontology annotation, cellular component: cytoplasm. The coding region runs from base 1 to 912 and encodes 303 amino acids.